AUGUCUGCUGCAGCAUUGACCGCGAUGGACGUGACUGGAGUUGCGCCGCCUGGGUUGGCAGAGAAUCUUGAGCAUUUGUUGAAUACCCAGGGUAACUGCGCCCAUUUUCCAAGAUCCAAGGGCUCGCUCCAGUCCAAGAUUCCUAGCCGCCUUGGGUUUUUCCGCCUCAGAGAUGACGGAAUCUCAACUCUUGACACCACUAAGAUUUGCCUCAACUGUUACCAACAAGCGGUUCCCGAUGGCUUCAGCUGCUGGUCGGAGCCGCUCUCGUCACCCGAGACAUAUCAAGAGAUACACAGAGUCGCUGCCGGAUGCGAGAGGCCCGACGACUCGAAAAGAUCUUACCCCAACAUGUUCCCUGCUAAAUCAAUAACAGCAACCCAAGCUCCGCCGCACAGGGUUCCCAUGCCGCCAGGAAAAGACGCCCAAGAUGCGUGGGCCUGGAUACAGAUGCAAAGAAAACCCUUCUAUAUAAAUGCUCUUCACCUUGUUACAAGACCAAACCCGUUGACCAGAAAGAGAAUGGAAGGGGACGCAAAAAUUGCUGCAGAAAAUGGUUCUGUCUAUGUUCCACAGCUGUCAGACAGUGCCGAGCGUCAACGUCAGGGUAGGAAAGUGGAAAAAAUCCAACCUUCUUCGCUUUCUGCACCAGAAGGCUCUGUGGGGUCAUUACCAGUCAAAAGUAGCCGUUCAAAAAACAGCAAGAACAGAGCGGAACGAAGCGUUCAAGCUGUCAGCAUCAACAAUGCCGAAGAGGGCUCAGGGAUUUCGGGCCCAGAAGCUGUGUCAGGAAGACCGAGCCACAUCACCGGCUCUAGUGAGCAGUCUUUCCAGGCAUCGCCACAUGACGUGGACAUUUUGGGGGAGAACCCAGAGCUGCCGACCCAGCAGAGAAAGACUUCUUCAAAAGAGACACGUCUUUCCAAAACAACCAAGCCAUCGAAACAGAAACGUGGGCAUGCCACCGAAACAGGUAGCUUGCCUGAUACUACCUUUAAAGGUUCUGAACAAAGGGCGGAACUACCGGGUCUGGAUCAAAUGUUGCCCUCUCCUGCAACAGCAAGCCGGGUUUCAAAGGGGCCCGCCUUGCGUAAAAGCCGCUCGUCAGCCGAAGUGGAGCCCAAGGUUACCGACGCAGAUGCUCAGGCUCAGGGUUGGAGCGGCCCAGUCCUAACCGGGGAACGAGUCCCCAAUGAGCCAGCCUUCAGACCUACCGAUAGACAAGCUCCGGAGCUGAGUGAUCAAGCUGUACCUAAAGCGAAACACCCGUCAAAAUCAGCUUCUGCGAAAACUGGCAGAAAGGUCUUUAAGGAGGGUACCCCAACCAUACGAAAAGAACCUUGCAGCAGCCCUGGUGAGCCACUGAGUGCUGAAGCAGCGCCCGGGGUUUCGCGGCCAUCUCUGAAAGAAUCGAAGAAAGCAGCACUGCCGAACCACGAAGGAGAUGCAGCACGUAAAGUGCCGCCAACAACUCUUGCGGCUCAUCCGCGAGCUGUACAGUGUGAACACGACAAAGGAUCCCACAAACGCCAGUCAGCUUCGGACAGCCCAUAUCCCGUGGGGCUGAGGCCGCAGCUGCAGUCUGAAGGACAAGACCGCACACCCAAGGACGACCAACCAGUCGGAAAGCGGUUGUUGACGGAUGAAGAAAUUUUUCAUGCAGUUUUUGUGAAGGACCGUCUCAGAUACAAGCACAUGAAAGGGCAAGAGGUCCGCCGCAGAGCUCUCCCGCCAGCAAGAUCCCCAAGAUCGACCGAAACCGGGCGGAAAGAGGUCGUUCCACCCGCCACUUCGAUUAAUAGCCCCAAAUCGUCAUUGCUGUGCUCUAGGCCGGAACAGACCGCCGACAAGCCUAACAGCACAUCUCUGCCAAUGUCCCACUUGGGCCUCCCAUCAGAUAAAGUCUCUCAAUAUGCGAAAGAGGCAGAUGUGUCGUUGCAGCCGCCAUCUCUAGAUAGCGUUUUCAGAAAGAGUAGUCGAGGUAUUAGUUCACCUCAGCCACUCUCGAACAGCGCCCUGUUUAAAGGCAAUGACUCCCCAUUUUUACGUGCUGGAAGGAAGUCGGCCCGUGGAUCCAAGCUCGCCCAUGAUCAUGGCGCCUCAAAAAAUCCUAGCCUCAUACCUGUUCAAAGAACAGCUCGUGUCAAUAAAACGGACAAGCCAGAGAAGUCACACAAGAAACCAAAGUCAGACAAGCCAGUGAAGCCGGAGAAGGCACACAACUCAGACAAGCCGCAAAAGCCAGAGAAGCCACACAAGCCAGAGAAGUCACACAAGCCAGAGAAGCCACACAAGCCAGAGAAGCCACACAACUCAGAAAAGGCCCACAAGCCAGAGAAGUCAGACAAGUCAGACAAGCCAGACAGCUCAGAAAAGCCCCACAAGCCAGAGAAGCCAUACAAGUCAGACAAGCCCGAGAAGCCCGAGAAGCCACACAAGCCAGAGAAGUCCCACAAGCCAGAAAAGGCCCACAAGCCAGAAAAGGCCCACAAGCCAGAAAAGCCCCACAAGCCAGAGAAGCCCCACAAACCACAUAAUCCACAUAAUCCACAUAAUCCACACAAAUCACACAAAUCACAGAUGAAAAAGCACGCCACAAAACACAUGAUUAACCACACGUCCAAAUACACGACCUACCACACGACCAACCAUACAACCAACCAGGACGAAUCAGGUUCAGAAGACGAAUCAAGCUCAGAAGAGGAACCAGGCCCAGGAGAAGAAUCGGGCUCAAAAGAGGAACCAGACUCGGAAGAAGAACCAGGCUUAGAAGAGGAAUCAGACCAAGGAGAAGAACCAAGCUCAGAAGAGUAUCCAGGACCAGAAGAGGAAUCAGACUCAGGAGAAGAACCAGGCUUAGAAGAGGAACCAGAUCUAAGUGAAGAAUUAGGCUUAGAGGAGAUAUCCGGCUCAGAAGAGGAAUCAGGCUUAGAAGAGAGAACUAGCUCAGAAGAGGAACUAGAUCUAGGAGAUGAAUCAGGCCUAGCAGACGAAUCAGGUUCAGAAGAUGAAUCAGAUAAAUCAGACGAAUUCAAUGAAGGUUUUAAAGAUCUUGAUGUGUCGGAGGAUGAAUCAGAGAAGGAACUCACAGACGCUGGGUCAGACCUUGAACCAGAAAACUCAGAAUCAGGAGAUUCUGAACCAAAAGACUUGAACUCCGAGUCAGAAAACUCUAAUUCUGAACCAGAAAACUCUGAAUCAGAUAACUCUGGAUCAAAGACCUCAGAACUAGACAGCUCUGAAUCAGAAGACUCUGGAUCAAAAGACCCGGAUUCUGAACCAGAAGACUCGGAACCAGAAGACACUGAACCAGAAGACUCGGAACCAGAAGACACUGAACCAGAAGACUCGGAACCAGAGGACUCGGCAUCAGAGGACUCGGAACCAGAAGACUCGGAACCAGAAGACUCGGAACCAGAAAGCGCUGAACCGGAAGCCUCUCAAUCGGAAGACUCUGAGCCAGAAAUCUCAGAACCAGAAGAAGACUCUGAUCAGGAUAACUCUGAUAGCAGUGUUAGUAUGUAA
Messenger RNA from Endocarpon pusillum Z07020, 3525 nucleotides. RefSeq lists its product as uncharacterized. The transcript is spliced from 3 exons. The record is from RefSeq and is a predicted model, not a curated record. Bases 1 to 3525 code for a protein of 1174 amino acids. NCBI's taxonomy places the organism in Eukaryota, Fungi, Ascomycota, Eurotiomycetes, Verrucariales, Verrucariaceae.